AUUUUGGGGGCUCGCUUCUACGUCAUAUAUCAACAAACAUUGACACAUCAUACAGCCAAAAACUAGAGUAGAGAACAGAAGUUAAGCACAUUUAAUAAUAAAGAGCUAAAAUGGGGAAGUAAAGGCCUACCGUUAUUGCCUUCAUAGCAUGAAUUUUUCGUUUGCAGGCUGUGGAUUUCUAGGGAUUUAUCAUGUGGGAGUAGCGAGUUGUUUGCGACAACAUGCCCCUCAACUUGUGGAAAAUGGAAUUUUUGCUGGAGCUAGCGCUGGUUCUAUAAUUUCUUGCUGUUUGUUAUGUGGUUGUUGUUUAGGGGAAUGCACUAGUUUUAUUUUACGUUUAGCAACAAAGGCAAGAUCGAAAUCACUUGGACCUUUACAUCCAAGUUUUAAUAUUGUCAAGAUUUUACGAGAUGCUUUAAACGUAGUACUACCAGAAGAUGCACAUACAAUUGCCUCAGGGAAGCUAUUUAUCUCACUUACAAGGGUUUCUGACCGUAAAGCUGUACUGGUUUCACAGUAUGAUUCUAAAGAAGAGCUAAUACAGGCUCUACUAUGCAGUGCUCAUAUACCUUUUUAUUCUGGUCUCCUGCCUCCAGUCUUCAAAGGAACACGGUAUGUAGAUGGUGGAUUAAGUGAUAACUUGCCAGUUCUAGACGAGAACACUGUCACCGUCUCCCCGUUCGCUGGUGAAAGUGACAUCUGUCCAAGUGAUGAAGUCGCCAAUGACGCUCACAUCCAUCUUGCCAACACCAGUGUACAGAUGUCGGGGAAGAAUUUAUACAGAAUCACACGAAUAUUGUUUCCAUGUAAGCCAGAAUUACUUAGUGACAUGUGUAAACAUGGAUUUGAUGAUUGUUUACGAUUUCUUCAAAGAAAUGAGUUGAUAACAUGUUCCCGACAUUUGACAGUGAAAUCGUCCAUUGUUUCAGUAGAAGAGAGUUCAUCCUCUCUGAGUUUAGUCCCCUCCAGACAGGAGAGUAGUAACUUGAAUGAAGAAGAAGUUGAUGGUCUGUGUGAUGAAGAGAACUGUGAAGAUUGCAGAAUAAAACAGAAAGGAGCUCUGGUUGAUACAUUACCUCCUAUUGUUGUGGAAGCAUUCCAGGCAGCUAUAAGUACAAGUUUUCAGUCAUAUAUCCAUCGAUCUAGAACAUUACGAUGCCUGGGAGUUUUAGCAACACCAUGGGUUUUACCAUUUGAUAUUGUCUACAAUGGUGUGGUAAGGUUAUUGGAAUAUUUACCAUCUUUGCCACAAGAUAUGACUUACAUGUACAGAGAGAUUAUUGCCUUGAUGACAGAAAUAACAGCUAGACUGUCCAAUAAGAAAAGACGAUACACAGCAAGAUUUACUUGCCAGCUGGCUAUUACAGAAUUUAAUUUGAACAAAGAUGUCUCAAGACGUGCCUUGCCAUCUAGUAGUCCAUACCAGCCUCAGCCAACUGCACCAGUGGUUAGAAAUCUUAACAUAGGAUUUGCUGUUGAUUUUGACACAAAAGUAAGAAAUUCCCUUCACACCCUUCGUCACCUUGAAGGUCACAUGGAUCACAUGAAUAUUGAUAAGAUAUCUUUGGAAUCCAGUGCGCAUGGCCAAAAUGUUGUAGUAAGUACAGAUAUGUCUAAUAUGAAAGAAAGCACACUUCACAACCAGGAAAUCUUUGACACAUUUGAACAGUGCCUACACAUAUCAAAUGAGAUGGAAUCUGUAAUGGCUUAUUACUACAAAGAUGAAGAAGACACACAACGCUAUAAUUUUGAAGAAAUUUUUGACAUUGAUAAGAUGGACAUGAAUCUUCCAAGUCCUUCAAAGGAUAGCCAUAGUCCAGACCUUUCAUGGGACUCCUACAUGGAAAUGAAACCAGAAAUUGAACAAGAGACAGAAGAUUUCAUAAAUGAACUUCUAAACAUACCUGAGACAAACCAUCAUCAGAAUGAAAAAAAUUUAGAAGGUCAUUGUUUUAGAUCACGGUCAAGUUCAUUAGUAUCAGGCUGCAGUGCUGGACAAUCACGGUCAAACUCUUUACAAUCAGGUGGCAGUGGUGGAGGAUCACGAUCCAAUUCCAAGUCUAACCUAGUGCUAUAAUGUGAUAGGAUAGUUUGUUGACUGCACCAUUCUGGUAUGCAAUUCUCAUUUUGACAAUGUUACUAAUGAUAACAACGUAUCUAUGCAGUUAUAUUUUUAAAAACAGUAAAAAGAUUACAAAAAUUUAUUAAUAUGCUUAAACCUAAGUUACAAAUGAAAUAUUAUUUUGAAGUUUUGAUCAUCUACAGUGUCAUUAUGUAUAAUCUUAGUUAGGAACAAAGUAAAUAAUUAUUUUCUCUAAAAAAUUUCGAAAAUUGGUGGAAAUUGAAGUGCACCAUGAAGUGUUCUAUACCAUGUGAACAGAAAUAAAUCCAGAGUUCUAUGCAUGUUGAAAUAAUUGAUUUUUAUUUUCUAUACUUUAUUUUUUUAAGUUAUUAAGCAUGGGUUGAGGAGCUUCUUGGUGUAUGUUUAAUUUUGAUAGGCUGUAUUGCUUAUCUUCUUAUAAGAAAAACAAAUCUUCACCAUGUUCAUAGAUAACUAUAUAUGUUUAACAGUUCAUCAGAUACAUAAAAAUUUGUCAAAUAUGAAGUUUCCAUCAGGCAAAUAAAAAUUGAAAACAAUUCUUGCAAGAAUAUAAUGAGAAGGUGUCAUUAUAUGAUAGAUUUUCUGGAAUCUGUAGUAAUUAAUAAUAUGCCAAUGAAAUACUUAAAAAACUAAAGAUUUCAUCAUAUAACAUUUUCUAGUAUUUAAUCAUGUCAUUGUUUUUGGGCAGACAUUUCUUUACAUACUUUUUCUUUCGAUGUAAAGGAUCUUUUGUUAAGCAAACAAACUUGAUUCAACAGUAAAGCAAGAUCACUUUCAUUUCGUAGAUUCGAAUAAAACAUUUGUAAAAACAUGCAACUUUGAAUAAAAAAAAGUGUUCAGCAAGACAAUUAAAAUAAGGCAAAAAAAGAUAUUCAAUAACAAUGAUUUUUGUCAGAUUUCCUUCCUUAACCAUCCAAAUGGAAUUAAUAGUAAAACUAUAGGACCAAUAUAGUUACACAUAUUCUAUUAUUAAAUCAAAACGCAUCCUGGUAAAAACAUAACAAUAGAGCAUUAUGAUCAUGAUGAUGUGUGAAAUGAAGAGAAAGCAUGGGAAUGAAAACAUAUAAAUUUAAUUUACUUUUGAGAAAAGAGGAGAUAAAUUAACUUCACUUUAAUAUGUAUAAAUCUGAUAUUCACUCAGGGAAAUAUAGUAUGUAAACAAAAAUAUAUGUAAAGGCCAUUUAUAAGUUUUUUAAAUAACAUUUUUUGAACCAUUUAAAACAAAAAUUGUUACAUAAACCAUUUAAUUGGACAAUAUGAAACAUAAUUAUAUAUACAUUGUAAUAUUUCUUUUAUUUAGAAAUUUUGAGUUUUUACCAUAACCAUUUUAAUUUGACAAGGAAUAAAAGUAAUUAUAUAUUAUCUAAGGUUAUGAGUUGAGUUUGUUAUUAACAGUAUCAUUGAAGGGUGAUAGCCUAUAGUAAAAGGUAGCCUUGUAGCUUCCUCUUGUUGAAAGACUCUAGAUUAUCUGUUUAUCUGUAUUUAUCUUGGCUUAUGAUGUCAUCAUGUUAUCCCCAUUUAUCUUGGCUUAUGAUGUCAUCAUGUUAUCCCCAUUUAUCUUGGCUUAUGAUGUCAUCAUGUUAUCCCCAUUUUCUGUUGAGAAGAUACAUUCUCUAAUGAAUUCGUUUGACAUGGAAAGUUAUCACAUAAUAAUAUCAAUGCAAAAUAUAAGAAAAUAAUAAUAAUUGACUGAGUUACAAAUUGUAUGUUAUACACAUAGGAUCAAAACAAACCAAAUAUUUGUCUCUGUAGUCAACUAUCUCAUAUUGGUACAUGUACUAUAUAUAUUUUAGUUUCUAGUUACAUACCAUUAUAUAACAGUUCUAUAUAUAUAUGUUUUAUUAUAAAAUAUACUAUUUUGUUCUGUUUUGAUGUAUUUUUGUUUUAUUUUUCUUGUCAUUUUAUUUUUGUCUUAUCAUUCUUACCUCAUGUUUUAACAUAGAUGACUUCACAAUGCAGAUAUUAGUUCCCUUAAAUUGAUAAAACAUCAUUUAAUGCUUGUGAUCUUGCUAGA
Molecule: messenger RNA, 4115 nt
Organism: Mytilus trossulus (common blue mussel)
Lineage: Eukaryota; Metazoa; Mollusca; Bivalvia; Mytilida; Mytilidae
Product: patatin-like phospholipase domain-containing protein 2
Exons: 8
Coding region: 149-2077 (642 amino acids)
Biological process (GO): triglyceride catabolic process; lipid homeostasis
Cellular component (GO): lipid droplet; cytoplasm; membrane
Molecular function (GO): triacylglycerol lipase activity
Source: RefSeq, a predicted model, not a curated record